AUGAAAAUUUACACCGAAAGGUGUACGACAGCGCAAAAAUUGACAGUUCCUAUUUAUAAGAUUUUGGAUAAAUGGUUAGUUGGGAAGAAAUCAUCUGAUUCAGCAUUAUAUUCAGAGAAAUGGAAACAAGAAUUUACAUCACGGCCAACAUGGUGUGAUGCAGAUAUGGCAUUACAACAAAUCAACCAGGGUACAGCAACGGGUAAUCGCUUAGCACUUUAUUUACGUUCCUUUUUUCAAUCAUUACUUUUUACACUUGGCUCAUUUGUACAAAAUUGGGCCUGGUCUGUUGUCAUUAUUGGUUUAAGUGUUUAUUUCAUUUGCGCCUUAGGACUUCAAUAUGUACACAUUGAAACUGAUUUGAUCAAAUUAUGGGUGUCACAAGGCGGACGUUUGGACGAAGAAUUACACUUUCUUCAACGUGUACAACAAAAUUAUAAGUAUAAUGUAGUUCGUGAAAAGCGUUCAGCUGAUUUGGAGAAAUCAGGUAUUCAAGAAUCUUUUGUUUCCAUAAAACCGACGAACAAUAGAAAAGAUGAAGAAAGCUUAGAUGCAAAUCUGGAUAAUGCCUUUGAUAGUCGAUUUCAGGUGGUGAUACAAACACCUGCAACAAAAGGAACUAAUGCUUUAACCAAAGAAUCGUUACUUAAACAUGUUCAAAUUAUAGAAGAAAUUGCAAAUUUUCAGGUGGAAAUGUAUGGCGAAAAUUGGACAUUAGCUGAUAUAUGCUUCAAGCCACCAUCACCGAAAUUAUCUCAUGGACCACUUGCAGGUGUAAUGUCCAAAUUGCUGGAUCGUUUGAUUCCAUGCAUUUGGAUUACACCUAUUGAUUGUUUCUGGGAGGGAUCGAAGCCAUUGGGACCGUCACCACCGCUAACUUUAGGGCCUGAUAUACAUGCUUUCAUCACUUCCUUACCUAAAGGUAAUAUAACGUGGAAAAAUUUGGAUCCCUUAUCAGUGCUGAAAGAAGUUUCGACACUUUUCGAUCUUGGAACAAUCUUCAAUUUCUUUGAAAGAGCUGGAAUAGGAGCUGCUUAUCUCGACCGUUGGUGUAUUGAUCCGUUAGAUCCUGAAUGUCCGGCUACAGCACCAAAUGCUUUCGAUCAUUGCUUAGCUUUCAAAAAAUUCCAAACAUGGAAUAUGGCAAUGCCAAAAAAUAAACAGAUCGAACUGGAAGCAGAAACAAUAUCAACCGAUAAGGCAAAACUGCAGGACGAUGCAUUACAAAUUUUUGAAAACAUUUUUGGUAAAAAAAGACGUAAACGAGAAAUAAUGUCGUCAACGAUUAAACCAAAUAGUAAAAAUCAUACAGAAGAUGAAAGUUCAGAUUAUUAUGCAUAUGAUGAUGAUAAUGAUUAUAGUAUCAAUCAAAAUGCUACAAAAACUAAGGAAGAACUUGCUGAAGAAGAACAAUGCUUACGUUAUGGUAAAAGUUUUUUAAAAUGGUUAAAUAAGAAUGAACAUCGAUGGAGCGAAUUUUUGACAUUGGAUGAAAUGCCCGUAUAUCCGGAUUACGGAAAAAUAAUGACAGGUGGUUGUCGAGGAUUUGCUCGAAAUACAAUGGUAUGGCCGGAAGAUUUGAUAAUUGGUGGUAUCAAACGACAAAAUCAUAAAUUAAUAAGUGCUGAAGCAUUCCAAAGUAUUUUUCUUGUUGCAUCUGACAAUGAUGUCUUUUCACGUUAUAAGAUGCAAAAGUCAGAUUUGAAGCCAAAUUUGAAUGUCGACUCGUGGAAUCCAUAUUAUGCAUCUCAGAUUGUUUCCGCUUGGCAACGAAAUUUUACACAACACAUCUAUGAACAUCGAUGGAAUACAGAGAUAAAUCGUCAGAUACAUCCUCUUUCGGCAACAUCACUAGAAGAUAUGCUAAAAGAAUUUAGUCAAUUCAAAUUUUUGGUUAUCUUCGUUGGAUAUUUUUUAAUGUUUGUUUAUGCGGGUUGGUCACAAUUAAACUGGGAUGGUUGGUGGUUUGCAGUAAAUUCAUCAGUUGGUCUCAGUAUCCUCGGUGUUUUUCUGGUUACUUAUGCAAGUAUUUCCGGUCUUGGAGCAUCUUCCUAUAUGGGUAUUCAUUGUAAUGCAGCUACAACACAGAUUGUACCAUUUUUGACAUUAGGAUUGGGUGUUGAUGAUAUGUUCUUGUUGCUUCAUAACUACAAGGAUGUGCAUCAUACUGUCAAAAAUAACGAAAUUGGUAUACUAAUGAAGGAAACUGGUAUGAGUGUUGUUAUUACCUCAAUAAAUAAUAUAAUUGCAUUUAUGGCUGGUACACUUCUACCUAUUCCAGCUCUAAAAUCAUUUUGUUCACAGACAGCUAUUUUAUUGACAUUUAAUAUGAUUGCUAUUAUGGUAAUCUAUCCAGCAAUGAUUGCACUUGAUUUACGAAGACGUCGAGCUAGUAGACGAGAUAUGGGUUGCUGUUGCAUGGGAAAUUCUGUGAGUGCUAAAAAGCUUAGAGUGGAAUCGUUAGAAUUGAAUAUGGGAAAACAAAUCGUCGGAAGUUUAUCGGUAACUGGUCACAACGUUUAUCCUGGUCCACCACCUUCUUUGUUGCUAAAGAAUGAUGAUGACAAAGAGAAGAAAUGGUAUACGUUAGGCGGAUUUCUUCAAUAUUAUUACAUCCCUUUCUUGACAUUACCACUCACAAAGUUGAUGGUAAUCGUGACAUGCAUAUCAGUAUUAUUAAUUAGCUGUUUUGGUCUUUAUCAAUCAAGCCUUGGUUUGGAAUUAUCUGAUGUUCUACCAGAAGGAACAGCUCCAGCUGCAUUUUUAAGAGCAAGAGAGAAGUACUUCAGUUUCUAUCCGAUGUUUGCUGUUUUGAAAGGAAGUAGAAUUAAUUUUGCGGAACAACAAGAACAAAUCGAACAGUAUCGUUUGGACAUUGCAAAAUCAAGAUAUGUGAUCAAAGUGAACGGUCGUCCAAGUGAAGAGUAUUGGUUAUCGAUGAUGCGAACUUGGCUGAGUUCAAUUCAGAAGCAUUUAGAUAAUGCUAUCAAAAAAGGUGAUAUAAAUGCAGUUACCGGUGAGAUGAAAGCUGAUACUAAAAUUACUGAUGAAGCGAAGAUUGCAAGACGUCUUGUUUGCUCGUACGGCAAUAAAUAUAAUUGCACCGGAAGAAUUAGCACCAUAAAAUUGGUAAAUGAUGCUGGUGUAAUCAAUGCGGAUGGUUUUUACAAUUAUUUGACCGCAUGGUACAACAUUGAUAAUAUGAUGUAUUAUGUUUCUCAAGCUUCAUUUUAUCCAGUUCCUCCUUCAUGGUCAUUCACCACGCAUGAAAAAGUCGUCCCUCCUGCAUUACCACCAGCUUACAGUCAAAUACCAUUCUAUCUUACCGAUCUGAUUGAUACUCCUGUGAUUGUGAAAAUGAUACGAGAAAUUCGUAGUGUUUGUGAUCGAUACACAGAACUAGGCUUACCGAAUUUUCCAAGCGGUGUCGCAUUCAUAUUCUGGGAGCAAUAUCUCAGUUUGAGAUGGAAUCUGUUUAUUGCUAUUUGUGUAAUAAGCAGUGCAGUAUUUAUUGUUAUAUCAGUCGUAAUUUUUAAUCCAUGGGCAGCUAUGAUGGUCAUCAUUGUGGUUAUUUCGAUGACCAUCGAAUUAGCCGGUUUUAUGGGCGCUACUGGCGUUAAGCUUAAUCCGGUUAGCGCAGUAACACUAGUUGCUGCUGUUGGAAUCGGUGUGGAAUUUACGGUGCAUGUUGUGCUAGUGUAUCUUACAUCGUUGGGUAGUAAGGAUGAACGAAUGGCAGCUUGCUUGAAUCAUAUGUUUAUUCCUGUGAUACAUGGCGGAUUGUCCACUCUUCUAGGUAUAUUAAUGUUAGCCUUUUCGGAAUUUGAUUUUAUUGUAAAAUAUUUCUUCAUCGUACUAUCAGCGCUCAUAUUAAUUGGUCUCAUUAAUGGUCUUGUGCUUCUGCCAGUACUCUUAUCAUUGAUAGGACCACCAUGUGAGAUUCGUUUAUUCGAUGAAAAAACUUAUUUACCGGUGCCGGCUUCACUUUGUAAACAAAAAAAUCGUGAUCCAAGCGACAAACAAACCGAUGAUCUAGUGAAAAGACGGGUUGGUGGUGCAUUUGUUGAAAUACAGGUAAAUGGAUCUAUGAGAACAGAUGCUGAAGAUAAUUAUACCCAUCAUAACUCAUCUUCAGUAAUUGCCAAAGAUUCUUUGCAGAAUAAUCAGUUCUACUGGAAUUCGCCAUCGGUAGCUAAUAAAAAUACAGAACACAUAAGUGUUCCAGCUUCUACCCUUUCAACUGGUCAACACAAUAAAGUUAAUGUUAAAAGUAAAAUUCCGAUUAGUACAGUUGGACCACAACACUCUACAUCACCACUUCUUUCAUCAUCAUCUAAUGCUACCUCUAGCAAGAGAAAUAACGAUGGCAACAUUACUCGCUAA
Molecule: messenger RNA, 4383 nt
Organism: Brugia pahangi
Lineage: Eukaryota; Metazoa; Nematoda; Chromadorea; Rhabditida; Onchocercidae
Source: the annotation of a GenBank genome assembly